Daucus carota subsp. sativus is the source of this 1602-nucleotide messenger RNA. Its product is annotated as UDP-glycosyltransferase 83A1-like. The record is from RefSeq and is a predicted model, not a curated record. Gene Ontology annotation, molecular function: UDP-glucosyltransferase activity. The transcript has 2 exons. Bases 166 to 1539 code for a protein of 457 amino acids. Lineage: Eukaryota; Viridiplantae; Streptophyta; Magnoliopsida; Apiales; Apiaceae.
GAAACUUGGGUACGGUCGUAUGGACCCGAAAUCGAUCGAAUUCUUAAAAUGAACACGGCCCGUUACCCGAAAUUGUCACCCCUACUUGUGAAGGUGUUCAAGAGUACCCCUGUAUAUAUAUGAUAUUAAGGCUCUAGUUAGCAAUACUAAAACAAAGUCUGAGAUAUGGACACCCUUGGACAUGUAUUGGCUGUACCACUCCCAGCACAAGGCCAUGUCAUUCCAAUGAUGGAGCUUGCCAAGAAACUUGCUCGCCAUGGUUUCAAAGUUACGUUUGUAAACACCGACUUCAUCCAAACUUUACUCACUAAUUCAUCGACGAAAAAUGAGUAUUAUGGAAAUGAUGAGGAUGGGAUUCGCCAGGUCUCAAUUCCAGAUGGACUUGAACUUGGUUACACCAGGACUGAUUUUGGACGAUUAACUGAAGCGAUACGGAGAGUGAUGCCUCAAAAGCUAGCGGAGCUCAUUGAUAAGAUGAACAAUGAUGAUAUGAAGAUCAAAUGUGUUUUUGCUGAUAAUUGUAUGAGCUGGGCUUUGGGAGUAGCAAAGAAGAUGGGAAUCAAGGGAGUCGCGUUCUGUUCUUCACCAGUUACAACCCUGGCCUUGUUUUCUACUAUUCCGAAGCUGAUAAAUGAUGGAAUUAUAGACAGAAAUGACGGAAGCAUAAUAAGGCAACAACAGGCUCAUUUGUCACCCACAAUGCAAUCCAUGAGUACUGCAACGUUUCCAUGGGUAUGCUUUACUGAUAUGGCAUUGAGAGAAAGUGCUUUCAAAUAUUUUGUUACCAUAACUGAAGACUUGAAAAACGCGGACUUAGUAAUAUCCAAUUCGUCUGAUGAGCUGGAGCCUGAUACGUUUGCAUCGUUUCCAGACUUGUUGCCAGUAGGUCCACUGUCGGCAAGCAACAGGCAGGGAAAUCAGGGAGGCAAUUUUUGGCCUGAAGACAUGGCCUGCUUGCCAUGGCUUGAUCAACAACCGGCCUGCUCUGUCAUUUAUGUUGCAUUUGGAAGCUCCACAAUUCAUGAUAAAAAACAAGUGGAAGAAAUUGCUUUAGGACUUGAACUAACAGGCAGGCCUUUCCUUUGGGUUCUGCGUCCAAGUAUGUAUCAGAAAGGAAAUGAAGAAUUUGCCUUUUGUAAAGAGCAAUUGGAGCGCCGUGGCAGAGUGGUCAGUUGGGCACCCCAGGAGAAAGUUCUACGCCAUCCGUCUGUGGCCUGUUUCAUGAGCCAUUGUGGAUGGAAUUCUACGAUGGAAGGUAUAAGCAACGGAGUACCUUUCCUGUGCUGGCCCUACUUUGCUGAUCAGUUUCUCAACGAGCGCUUCAUUUGUGAGGCUUGGAGGGUUGGAUUGGGACUUGAGAAAGAUGAAAGUACUGGCAUAGUCAGGAAAGAUGAAAUACUCAACAAAAUUAAUCAGGUACUUAGUAACACUAGUUAUAAAUCAAGGGCUAUGCAUAUGAAAGAGAAGCUUGUGAAAAGCGUCAAUGAAGGUAGCUCACGCAAGAACUGGAACCAUAUCGUUGAAUGGAUCAAAAAUUGACAGGGAAGGUGAAACUGUCAAAUAAAACUUGAGACUUAUUUUAAUUUUAACAUAUUUUUCUUC